AUGAUUGAUGCCCGUGUGGACAGCGGUGCCGAACUGGAACUUCCUCAAAGCAUUCCUGAAGAGUCGCUCAUGGGAACGGGGACGGAGGAGAACAGCGAAACGCUGAAGCUCAUGUCCACGCCGCGAUGCUCGCUCCCAGACAUCGUUGGAGGCGAGGAGAUGAGGAGGAGGAGAAGGAGGAGGAAGAGAUACGCUCUGUCAGGCCUGAAGUGGCACAAGACAGACCUCACAUGGAGCGUCCAUAGUUUCCCAUCAAGAUUCUCCGCUAGGCCUGAACAGGUGAAAACUCUCCUGGCUUUCGCCUUGAAGGCCUGGAGCGACGCCACUCCGCUGAACUUCAGACAGCUGCCGGGCGACGGCGAGGCCGGAGGGGACAUCAGAGUUUCUUUUGCCUCCAUGCUCCAUAACGACGGGUAUCCGUUCGACGGGCAGGGCGGCACCCUGGCCCACGCCUUCUUUCCUGGCGUGGACGAAGUCAGCGGCGACACACACUUUGAUGACCAUGAGACCUGGAGCUACGGAGGUGGCGGCAGCACCACAGACCUGUUCACCGUGGCGGUUCACGAGUUUGGCCACGCUCUCGGCCUCUCUCAUUCCUCCUCGGAUCCGUCCAUCAUGAGGCCGUAUUACCAGGGUCCGGUGGGAGACGUCUCCCAGUACAAGCUGGAUCUGGACGACAGGCUGGCCAUCCAGCAGCUGUACGGCGCGAGAGACGACACACAACCAGGUGGAGUUAAUCCUGACCCACCGCUCUUUCCGACUCCUCUUCCCCCGAGAUCAACAAGGCUCCCUGAGCCUUCAUCCGAUGAGCGAUGCCAGGGAAGCUUUGAUGCAGUAGCAAACAUUAGAGGAGAGGUUUUCUUUUUUAGAGGUGCACAUUUCUGGAGAACUAAGCGAGACGGCUCUUUGGUGUCCUUAAGGCCGGCUGUAAUCACCAACUUUUGGAUUGGCCUUCCGACAGGAACAAACAAAGUCGACGCCGUUUAUGAGAGAAAAAGCGACAGCAAAAUCAUCUUCUUCAUCGGCUCGCAGUACUGGGUCUUCAGCGACACAAAGGUGAUGAGCGGUUACCCUCGGCCCCUGUCCGACUGGAGAAUGACGACGCCGAGCGGCGCCGCGGUGGACCGGGUGGACGCCGCCUUCGUCUGGGCCCACAACGGGAAGACGUACCUGUUCAGCGGGGGUCAGUUUUGGAGGUUUGAUGAAAGCCAAAGAACAGGCAACCAGGAGCCAGACCCCGGCUACCCACGGGGCAACGACGUCUGGACGGGAAUGCCAUCCCACAUGGAUGAUGUCAUCACCUGGGGUGAAGGAGACGCUUACUUCUUUGAGGGCGACUUCUACUGGGUGAUGAAGGACGGAGGAAUAAACCAGGAGUAUGUCUCUCCGAAGGCCACCGGGAUGGACUGGCUGCGGUGUCCGGGUCCUCCUCCGACGGCUGCGCCGCAGAAUCCUGGGAAGCCAAAGGAAUGCAGCUGUGCCUUCAACAGAUCGUCUCUGAGGAACGACUGUCUGCUGCUGGUUGCCGUUAUGCUGAUAAUUAAUGGGUUGAUUUCUGUAUAUAAUUAACUAAUGUGGGCUGUUUUCUCUACACUGGAGCAUACACGGGACUCCUUUCCACCAUCAUACAGUUUUCUUUCUUGAAUUAAAGGGUUUACUUGCAGGAUUUGGCAACCCUAAGACAGGAGCACUCUCCCAUCUCGGUUGUGUUUCACAUAUUUGUGUUUGUAGGAUAAAAAUAGACAAAAAUGCUUAAAUAUCAGCCACUUUGGUAGAGAUUGGUAUUCAACACCAUUAGUCAGCAAAUGGAGAUUUUCUUUCACAUUAUGAUAUCUGAUCCAGACAAACGAAUUUAGAAGGUUAGAAGAUUAAAACUGAGGCGCCGUCUUCUGAUUUCCAAAUCUAGUUCUUCUAAUAUAUUGUAGAUGUUUUAAAAUGUAUUCAACCAAUUAUGCAUUAGUUUAUUCUGUUUUUAAAUUAUUGCAAUUUGAAAUAUGGUAGUUAGAUUUUGUUCGUCUUGCACAACUUCUGAUUAUAUUUUCUUAUCUCUGUUUCUUUAUUAAGGUUCGCAGCUUAAUAAUCGUCUGAAUUUACUUGUUUUUAGGUUAAUAAUAUUUGGAUAAAGGGCUGUUAUGAAUGAAAUCCUCUGAGAUUCACACAGAGGAACUUGAAAUGCUUGUUUUGAUGGAGUUCUCAGUGUAAAAUGAACAAUCAGGCAUAUAAUUGCAAAUAUUCAAAAAUGUAAUCAGAACCUCUCACUAUCUGUCUGAUUUUUUAGGGUUUUUUGGUACAAUAAGAGCACAAAAUGAAUUUUGUGCGCAUUGUUUUUGUCGGGUCUAAAUCGCCCAGUCAAAGGUGAUUUGACUGGGCCAAGCUGAACUCUUUCCCCAGGAACUUAAUUUCCCAGAAGCUUUUAUAUUGCUUUGGCGUUAUGAGGGCUGCUGCCGUGUUGCUGCUUUGGAAACUUAGCAAUUACAGGAACCUCUGAGACACUGGAUGGCCCACCGGCAACGCUGGACACUUUUUUACUUCCACAGAGUCAAAAUAAAAUAAACAGUGAAAGCAUAAAACGUUUUUAAAGAGCAGUUAUGGUUUAAGAUUUAAGUAAAGUAGGCAACAGGAAUGUAUUUAGGCUAAAUUGCACCAAUUGUAACUUCCUGUUGGGGUGAAAAUGAGAGUAAACCUUAUUAUUUCUGUCAGUGAUUCUGACAUAUGUAUGGAGAAAACCUGCAAGUUUCCUAAAGAGGAAGGCGAGCUUCCUAUUUAGCAACAUGAAUUGAAUAAAUUAUCACAGCAAUAAAAAAAAUCUGUGUAUGCUUAAAGCAACAUGCAGUGUUUGUGAACACACACAUUGUAACAGGUGGUAUCAAAAUUCACAGGUAUUUUGGAUUAAUUAACUCGUGCAAAAGAUUUUUUCAGAUUUUUUUUUGUCAAUGUUAAAGUUUUGUAUUUUUCUUUUAUUGUUUUUUAUUUUUUCUGUCUGAAAUGAAGCAGAUCUAAAGUGCUACAAACAUUGCACUCCAGUGUGUUUCCUUCCUGUACUCUAACUGGGUCUGUGCUCGCUGCUGCGUUUGAAUGUUGUAUUUGCAAACAAUAAGACAAAUCACUUCUGUGUUUAACUUUAAAUUACUGCUGUGGAA
Molecule: messenger RNA, 3140 nt
Organism: Poecilia reticulata (guppy)
Lineage: Eukaryota; Metazoa; Chordata; Actinopteri; Cyprinodontiformes; Poeciliidae
Source: RefSeq, a predicted model, not a curated record